Molecule: messenger RNA, 892 nt
Organism: Lutzomyia longipalpis
Lineage: Eukaryota; Metazoa; Arthropoda; Insecta; Diptera; Psychodidae
Gene: sage
Exons: 3
Coding region: 413-763 (116 amino acids)
Biological process (GO): regulation of transcription by RNA polymerase II; mesoderm formation
Cellular component (GO): nucleus
Molecular function (GO): RNA polymerase II cis-regulatory region sequence-specific DNA binding; protein dimerization activity; DNA-binding transcription factor activity, RNA polymerase II-specific
Source: RefSeq, a predicted model, not a curated record
GUGCAAGGUGUUGGCACCACCUUUCCUCGGGUUAUUUAUUCGGGAGCAAGUGUUCAGAAAAGGUGUUCGUUCCAACUCACCUUCCAUUCUUCUCUUUUGGCUGAUGCUGAAAUAUGGGGACAAAUUACGUCUCAUACCAUCGCAGUGAAUUCGACUCGGAGGAGACAGUUGUGCUGCUGGAGAUCGGGAAGCAUCCCACCGUAGGUAUCCGCCAUUGCCACCCGCAUACACCUACCCCUACUUCCUUGCCAGUGGACCACGCUAUCCACCAACAUACACCGAAGCAGUCUACCCCACUACAUCCGUUGAGCACACUUUGGACACAUCCGUGCCAAGUGAUUGGAAGGAGAGAGCUCAAGAGGUUGAAAGAGUAGAGUACAAAAAAUCCGCGUGUGACCGCGAAAGGACCAGAAUGAGGGACAUGAAUAACGCCUAUGAUCUCCUGAGGAGCAAACUACCUGUCCCCAAGCCAUCUGGCAAGAAGUACAGCAAAAUUGAGUGUCUCAAACUCGCCAUCAGUUACAUACACUAUCUGCAGAGUGUGCUAGCAAAUCCAGACAAUCCCGAAAUGUCCCCGGCAACCCACACAUCAUCCACCCCUUACUACUACCCCAUAACCACUGGCACCAACUACGAAAUCCUACCGUCGGGAACGCUCAUGCCGUCGCUGCCACCCGCAAAUCCCACCGAGGUGUCCAAUGUGUGGCCAGUAGGGGCAAGUGGGACAGGAUUGAGGAAGCACCACACAUAUUACCACCCAUAAAUGGCGCUAAUUAGUGAAUUUUGGCAUAACGAUGGCGGUUGGAUGCGCAAUUUUCCGCCAUAGAGCACAAGUGGCAGUGAAACCAUUAUUUAAUACAUGAAUGAAAUAUAAUACAAUAAUAAUCUGCAA